AUGGCUUUCGCUCUGAGGUUCUUCACAUGCCUUAUUUUGACUGUGUGCAUAGUUGCAUCAGUAGAUGCAGCAAUCUCAUGUGGCACAGUGGCAAGUAGCUUGGCUCCAUGUGGCGGCUACCUAUCCACAGGCGGGGCGGUGCCGCCUCCAUGCUGUGCGGGAGUCAAAAAUUUGAAUGGUAUGGCUCAAACCACACCUGACCGCCAACAAGCAUGCAAAUGCCUAAAGGCCGCUGCAAAGAGCGUCAACCCAAGUCUAGCCUCUAGCCUUCCUGGGAAGUGCGGUGUUAGCAUUCCCUAUCCCAUCUCCAUGAGCACUAACUGCGACACCGUCAAGUGAAGUGAGAACUCAUACAUAAUCAUGAGGAUUAAGAGCACUUGGUCUAAUAUAAGUAAAAUAAAAAGGGGUUUAUGUGCGCUCACCUCAGCAUACCCUACUUUGUCUUGUUUUUAUUUUGUUGUUAAAAAGUUUGUCAUGUUAUUUUGUAGUCUUUUGCUGUAUAUUGUAUCUUGAUUAUGGUUAAGAUAUGAUAAUAGUAGCGAUGAUUUA
Eruca vesicaria subsp. sativa (arugula) is the source of this 549-nucleotide messenger RNA. The record is from the annotation of a GenBank genome assembly. Lineage: Eukaryota; Viridiplantae; Streptophyta; Magnoliopsida; Brassicales; Brassicaceae.